Jatropha curcas is the source of this 3591-nucleotide messenger RNA. RefSeq names its product putative receptor protein kinase ZmPK1. Gene Ontology annotation, biological process: protein phosphorylation; recognition of pollen. Gene Ontology annotation, molecular function: protein serine/threonine kinase activity; ATP binding. The record is from RefSeq and is a predicted model, not a curated record. Lineage: Eukaryota; Viridiplantae; Streptophyta; Magnoliopsida; Malpighiales; Euphorbiaceae.
AACUGGAAACAAAGUGAAUUGAUUACAAAAAUUGUCACAUCACAGUGUAAAUACUUACGAUAAAAUUCCACAAUUUGUACGUGGAAAAGUAUCAUUGUGUUUUCUGUUUUGUUCACAACGACCUAUUUAACCUGAUUUAACAUUCAAAUACUACUAGAUAGAAUUUAUUUCUCUGUUUCAGGCUUUCAGCUCAUUUUUAGUUCCCACAUGGCCACUCGGUUUUUCUUGCUAGUUUUUUCACUUCCCUUUCUAUGUUCAGGCUCUCAUACUUUUCUGAAUAAACAAACAUCUCUCUCCGUGGAAAAUGCAGACAUUUUAAUUUCAGAAAAUGGCGUUUUCUCUGCAGGAUUUUACCCUAUUGGCGAUCAAGCUUAUUGUUUUGCCAUUUGGUUCAAUCAACCUUUCUGCAGAAAAAAUUGCACAGUGGUUUGGAUGGCUAAUCGCGAUACGCCUGUUAAUGGAAGACGAUCAAAGCUCUCUUUGCAAAAAACAGGUAAUCUUAUCUUAACCGAUGCCGGUCAGUCCAUCGUUUGGGCCACCAAUACUGCCUCUGUCUCCUCAAUGAAGCUUCAGCUUCAUAACAAUGGCAACCUUGUGCUGCAAAGUAUGGAGGGUGAUAAACUUUGGCAGAGCUUUGAUUCGCCAACAAAUACUCUUCUACCUCAGCAACCACUCACCAAAAACGUUCGCCUUGUUUCUUCAAGAAGCCAAACGGAUAUCUCUUCUGGUUAUUACAAGCUUCUUUUCCACCAGGAUAAUAUUCUCUUUCUUGUGUUUGAUGGCCCUGAAACAUCAAGCGUAUAUUGGCCCGAUCCAUGGCUUUUGGACGAUCAAAUCGACAGGUCAAGAUAUAACGAUAGCAAAAUUGCGGUGUUUGAUGAUAAAGGCCAUUUCUUGUCCUCCGAUGGAGUGAAGUUUCGAUCUCUUGAUUAUGGUAAAGGGCCGUAUAGAAGACUGACUCUGGAUUUUGAUGGCAAUCUUAGACUCUACAGUCUGGAAGAGGAGAAUAGGACUUGGUCUGUCACAUGGCAUGCUACAUCCAAACCGUGUAGGAUUCAUGGUGCUUGUGGACCCAAUAGCAUUUGUAUUUAUGAUCGGAAUCUUGGCAGGAAAUGUACUUGUCCACCAAGAUUCAAGAUGAAGAAUCAGACGGACUGGAGCUAUGGAUGCGAACCAGAAUUCAAGAUUCCAUGCAAGAAAAAAGAUGUCGGCUUUGUCAAACUCCAUCACGUUGAUUUUUACGGCUACAAUAUACACCUGCUUAAAAAUUACACCUUUGCAAUGUGUAAAGAGACUUGUUUAAACAUGUGCAAUUGCAAAGGAUUUCAACAUAAAUUCAUAGAGGAUGACGGUCACUAUAAUUGUUAUCCAAAGAGGGAACUGCGUAACGGACACCUUUCAGCAAAUUUUAAUGGAACUCUGCACUUGAAGUUUCGAAAAUCUGAGAUUUCUUCUUUAAAGGGAAAUCUGCAAGAAUUUCAAUUAAAUUGCUCGAUCCCAUUGAGGAAGAAUUUAAAUAGGAGUUAUGACAAGAAAGGUGGAAAUGGAUCGUUGAAGAUUUUGCUUUGGUGUGCAUCUGUAGUUGGAUGGAUUGAGGUGGUUAGCAUAUCUGUCGCACUUCUCUUCAUAUAUAGAACUCGACUACGUUCAGAGGCAGCUAAUAAACAAGGCUAUUUUGCGAUUGCCACUCGCUUUAGAAGAUUCUCUUACGCAGAGUUAAAAAGGGCCACAUGUGAUUUUUCCAAAGAAAUUGGAAGAGGAGGAGCUGGUGUUGUCUAUAAGGGAGUUUUACCUGAUCAACGGAUUGCCGCGAUCAAACGAUUAAAUGAAGCUAACCAAGGAGAAGAAGAAUUUUUGGCAGAAAUAAGCACAAUCGGCAGGCUAAACCAUAUGAACUUGAUUGAUAUGUGGGGAUACUGUGCAGAGAGAAGUAACAGGCUUUUGGUGUACGAGUAUAUGGAAAAUGGAUCUUUAGCUGAUAAUCUAAUGUCAAAUGUGCUUGAUUGGGAGAAGGGAUUCGAUAUUGCUGUAGGCAUUGCAAAAGGCCUAGCUUACUUGCACGAGGAAUGCUUAGAAUGGGUUCUACAUUGUGAUGUGAAGCCUCAAAACAUAUUACUAGAUACUAAUUUUCAGCCAAAAGUAGCUGAUUUUGGCCUGUCAAAAAUUCUAAACAGAGAUGGCACUAGUGAUCUAACUUUCUCAAGAAUAAGAGGCACCAGAGGUUAUAUGGCUCCUGAAUGGAUUUUGAAUCUACCAAUCACUUCAAAAGUUGAUGUUUACAGCUACGGGAUGGUUGUGUUGGAAAUGGCGACUGGAAAUGGUUUCCAGACAACUGGCAGUGAAGGGGUGGGAGAGCACCAGGGGUUAGUGGCAAGGGUGAGGGAGAAGAAAUAUGGAGCUGAAUCCAUGGCAGUUUGGAUACAAGAGAUUGUAGAUCCUGCAAUUGGUAGCCAAUGGGACAUGAACAUGUUAGAAAUUCUAAUUGAAGUUGCUAUGCAAUGCGUGGAGGAAGACAAAGACGUAAGACCUACCAUGAGUCAAGUUGUUGAGAUGCUCUUGCGCCAUACAUGAUUGUGUUUAGCAGCUCUGCACUCUAGGAAGUUGAGAUUAUUUAACUUCUAUUUCCAUUUGAGGCAAAGAAUGCGUGGACCAGAUUCCUACUGUCAGUUUUAGCCAGGAACCAUUAGUAUCUAGUGUCAAGUUUUGGAAAGUAGGAUCUGAUAUUAGAUUUACAACUGGUUUACAGUGACGAAGACAAAACAGGUUCAACAACUCGCUAAGUUAAAAUCCCAACAUCAAUUUGUAAAUAUCAAAAAAGUUCACUGUGUAAGGCAGUAAGGCACAGAAAAUUUAACAUAGUCCUAACUAUUACUAUUUGCUAAGAAAGAAAGAAGAAAAAGAAAAAGUCAUCUCAAAAAAGGAAGUGAAAUUUCUAUUCAAGAUACCUCCUUGUUUAUGCAUAAUUAAGAAUGAUGUGAUGAGCAUACUGUGGCAAACAUGCUUAAAAUGAAACUUUUGCAACUUUUCUUUUCUUUUCUUUUCUUAGUUGGAUUUUCUUUUCUUUGGAGAAGUACAUUGAAAAAAUAAAUAAAGAGAAGGGCUUUUUGAAAUAUUUGGCAGUGAUAUUUAUGUUGAUAGGAAGAAUCACACUUGCUGUCAGAAGCAACCUGGACCUAAAGGAAGAACAGUUGAAAUGCUUAUGAAAGAUAUUAGCAAAAUAUCUAUAGAUUUAAACGAUGGUUUUUGGAAUCACAUGUUCAAUUGUUAGCGAUAUAGAGACUAAUAUAUUUAGGAUUCUGAUCCUUCAUCUCCCAUUUUUCCAAAUUACUUUGAAGUAGAUCUUACAUGAGGAAAAAUCAAUGUGCAGAAGAAACUAGCGUUAAAUAUUAGUGUCAGUCCAACACAAGCCUGUGAAAGUGUGAAAUAUUAGUUUGCUUUAGGAGCUAGGUUUUUUUUUCCCCAGUUAUCUUGACAAUGAAGAGAUCAAGUUUUCUGAAUGUUUACUACUUUGUUUUGGUAUAAAUAAAUGAAUUUAAAAGUACAAAACUCGAUUAUAAAUCUGUUGAAUUUUAUAAAAUUAAAUUUACCAGA